AUGCUGCUGUAUACGACAGCUUUUGCCGCCCUGCUGGCGGCUGCCCCUUCAUUCAUCCCUCCGGUGACAGCCGCCUCGUCCAAACGUGGGCUCGCCUUCACACCAAAUGAGACCACGCGGGCAGACGACAAGAUAUGGGUCGAGAAGCCGACGAGUUUGACGUGGUACUACAAUUAUGAACCCAGGCCCGAGCCGGUGUACAGCGAUGUGUCGCAAUCCGAGUUCGAGUUCGUGCCCAUGAUGUGGGGUGCCCCAGAUAGCAUCGACGACACCUCCUUUCUCUCCACCGUGGAGAGCCUCAUCAAGGACCAAGGGGUCAACAUCACCAACGUGCUUUCGUUUAACGAGCCCGACGGGCCGUUCGUCUACGGGGGCAGCAACAUGGAGCCUUCUGCCGCCGCCCAAAUCUGGGUCAACAACAUGAUUCCGCUUCAGGAGCUGGGGGUCCGUGUCGGCCUGCCGGCAUGUACGGGUGGUUCUUCCGGCCUGCCCUGGCUGCAGAACUUCCUAGUCGAGUGUUCCAAGCUCGUCAGCACCGAGAACGAGCAGCGGAACUGCACAUACGACUUUGUGACCAUCCAUUGGUAUGGCAACUUCGAAGGGCUGGCCAGCCACAUGGGGCAAUAUUCCGCCGCUUUCCCGAAUAAGACCAUGUGGAUUACCGAAUACAACCUCAACGAGCAAAGCCUGGAGACUACGCAAACGUUUUACAACAUGUCAGCGGAAUACUUUGACCGCCUCGAGUCCGUCGAGCGUUACUCUUUGUUUGGCGCCUUCCGCAGCGACGUGUCGAACGUCGGCCCCAACGCCGCUAUGCUCAGCGCAAACGGCAGCCUCACGGAUAUUGGUGCCUGGUAUCUAGGCCGGGAGCCAACCGGUAUCCUGCCUGGCUCAUCGUCGGCGGCCUUCCGUCCAGUUCUUCCGCGGGGGAGUAUCGCAGCGCUAGUCGCCCUGGUAGCUGUUGCCGUACUCACUUAA
Messenger RNA from Chaetomium fimeti, 978 nucleotides. Its product is annotated as glycosyl hydrolase catalytic core-domain-containing protein. The transcript is spliced from 2 exons. Lineage: Eukaryota; Fungi; Ascomycota; Sordariomycetes; Sordariales; Chaetomiaceae. Gene Ontology annotation, cellular component: fungal-type cell wall. The record is from RefSeq and is a predicted model, not a curated record. The coding region runs from base 1 to 978 and encodes 325 amino acids. Gene Ontology annotation, biological process: fungal-type cell wall polysaccharide metabolic process.